AUGAGCAAGGACAGAGAAAAGGACUUUGACGCCUUCAAAGACACUGGUGAGCAUUACCAGACAGAACUCUGGAACUUAGUCAUCAGCGAAAAGGAAGAUGCUCUGUCCAGCUUGCGCGAGCGCCUCGCCGGACAGGACCAGCCACCGCGACUAUUGAUAACAGCCUCUGAAAAUCCGGAUGAACUUCUCAAUUCGCUGACCACUUCGUACAACGCCCAUGGGCACUCGAGGCGUAUGCCACGAGUCCGAGAGAUUUUCUCGAGCAUGGGACCUUUCGUCAUAUCUUGCAAUGCCAUAGCCCGAACUCAGACAGUUGCUCCCUUGUUUUGGGGCAGUCUCACACUCGUCUUCCUGGUCUGUCUCAUUUCACUCAGCGGCCUUUUUCUGAAGGCCGUUCUGCGAUUUGCAACCUUUUGGGAUGAGCUGAAAUCAAUGCUGGAAUCCAUGUCGACUGCAUUGCCCAGGGCUCAUGAAUACACAACAAUUCUCCGCACUCCUCGACUACACACCGCACUACGAGAAGUCUACCACACAGUCAUCGAUGCGUGCAUUGUCAUUCUGGAGUGUCUGCUGUCUAAACAGUGCUUCGCUGCCGUGAAAAUACAGUGGACAAUGCUCACCUCAGAGCACCAGCGGACGGUCAAAAGGCUUGCGGCGGCAAAUACCGAGUUCGAAAAGGAAGUGCAGCUGGCAGAGGUACAAGAGGGUUCUCGACGCCAUCAAGAAAUCAUGGCGCUUCUCCGACCCUCCUUGCCAACGCAGAGUCUGAAGACGAACACUUCACUUCCCCGAAACAGCAGGUUCAGUGGGCAUGAGGAUACUUUGGCGUUAUUGCACUCAUUCCUGGCACCAAGCUUUGAGGGUGAGUCCAACAGCAAAUGGACGUUCUGUUCUUGCCUGGUCCACGCCAUCGGCGGCACGGGCAAGACUGAGCUUGCCCUUGAGUACGCCUACCGUUUUCGUGAGCAUUAUACAUGUAUAUUCUGGCUUCGCUCCCAGACGCGGGCACUUCUCCAAGAGUCAUUCAUUCAGGCCAUUUCUGAACUCGAUAUUCCAAACUUGAAGGAUGAACCACCAAGUAGACAGGUGGAACUGGGUCUCAAAUGGUUUAGAUCUACUGGUAUAAUCAAACAUUUAAAACUACAGAUUAGAAGUCCUACUAAUGAGAGAUUUAUAGGCCUAACCUGGCUCCUCGUCUACGAUAAUGCCGAGGACAUAAACGUACUUCGGGAGUUUUGGCCAGCAGGGUUCCACGGCGCAAUUAUUGUUACGUCCCAGAACCCUUCCGUUGGCCACCUGACUGCGAACAGCAUCUUGCUCCGCACUCUGAGGCCGUCCGAAGGGGCCACUCUAAUCCAGAAGUACCUCAACCGGGGCUUAUCAGAGGCAGCCUCCGCUGAGGAGCUUUCAAGAAUAUUGGGAGGCCACGCACUCGCCAUUGUCCACUUCACUGGUCACGUUUCGAGGUCUCAGUGUCUCAUUGAAGAGAUAACCAAAGGUUUCUCAAAACGACUCCAAUCAAGCUCUGUCUGGAAGACGGAUAGGGAAAACAUAUCUGUGAUGACAAGAGCUUACGCGCAUACCCUUGAGACUGUCUGGAACCUCGCGUUUCAGAGACUCAGCAGCGACGCCAACACGUUGCUUGAAUGGAUUGCUUUUCUCGACCCGGACCAAAUCCCGACGGACCUUUUUAUUGAACCCUCAGACAAUGCACAGCCUGGAGUCCCAGGCAGUGGCUGGGGCUACUGGGAUAUCACGAGAUUCAACAACGCCGUUGAAGUUCUCAGAGAGCGAAACCUCGUAGAGAGAUACGGCCAGGAUGCCGACGACUCUCUGAGAACUCAUCGAGUCCUUCAACGUUGCAUCCUCCAGAGAUUAGACAGCGAGCCGGAUAAGAGGUUCACUCGCUUCACGGAAGUUGUAUCUAUUCUCCGCAAAGCGAUACCAGAUGCCAAUCCAAUUAAUAGAGGAGACAGAAACCAAACCUGGAGAUUUGCUCGAUACCUGCCGCAGAUUGAACGAUUACACUCCAACUUUGUGGACUCAGAGCCGAAAAUAGAAGGGUCAAUGGCAUUCGCGACGGUGCUGGAUGAUACGAGCUACUACGCGAUGACGCAGGAGGAUAACAACCUAUCUCAAAAGUUUGCCAUGACCGGCGUCCGCAUCUGCGAGAACGAGAUAGAGUCCCGCCCCGACAACAUCGAGGCCAAGGCGCUUCUUCCGAAUCUACUCGCGCUAUUAGCAGCGGCGCUCAAUUACUGUGGUGUCACCGGGCGGAAGGAAGCUCUGCAAAUUACACGGCGCGUGCUGGAACUCCGGCAAGAGGAACUGGCAGAGGUCCCGGAAGAGGACUGGACCGAUCUGCAGGCCGUCAACUAUGCCCGCGCCCACGGCGAUCUCAGUUGGCAGCUCUUGGAGAUUAAUCAGCCAGAGGACGCUGGUCCGUUGUUAAAGGUGGCGAUAGGCAUCUACGAGCGGAUCAACAACAAGCUUCGCUUCGCCUCGGCCAGUUCGAUGUAUACCAUGGUAUUGGGUACACAACAAAUGAAGGAUCAGGUCAGAGAACAAGGGAGCGCCAUCAAAAAGACUGUCGAAGAGAUGGUUGGGAGCAAGGACCCGUUGAAUCUCAUGGUGAAUUUCGAGCUUGCGAAUGCUUACUUCACAAUCGGCGAUGUGCGCACUGCCUGUGACAUGAUGGAAGCUGUGUUUCGACAGCGAUCCAUCAGCCUCGGCAGUACCAAUGACAGAACUCUGUCUAGUCAGUACUGUCUAUCUGUAUUUCUACAGAAUCUUAAGGAUCUAGAGGCGGCCGAGUGA
Molecule: messenger RNA, 2817 nt
Organism: Clonostachys rhizophaga
Lineage: Eukaryota; Fungi; Ascomycota; Sordariomycetes; Hypocreales; Bionectriaceae
Source: the annotation of a GenBank genome assembly